Molecule: messenger RNA, 780 nt
Organism: Lathyrus oleraceus (garden pea)
Lineage: Eukaryota; Viridiplantae; Streptophyta; Magnoliopsida; Fabales; Fabaceae
Product: agamous-like MADS-box protein AGL80
Exons: 1
Coding region: 10-780 (256 amino acids)
Biological process (GO): positive regulation of transcription by RNA polymerase II
Molecular function (GO): DNA-binding transcription factor activity, RNA polymerase II-specific; cis-regulatory region sequence-specific DNA binding; protein dimerization activity
Source: RefSeq, a predicted model, not a curated record
GUCAAAACGAUGACAAGAAAAAAGGUGAAACUUGCUUUCAUUGAGAAUGAUACCUCAAGGAAAGCAACUUACAAUAAAAGGAAGAAGGGUUUAUUGAAGAAAGUUGAUGAACUAACAACUCUUUGCGGAAUCGAUGCGUGUGCUAUAAUUUAUGGCCCGUACGAUUCUCAACCUGAGAUCUGGCCUUCGCCGUUGGGAGUUCAACAGGUGCUUUCGAAAUUCACGACAAUGCCUGAAAUGGAACAAAGCAAAAAAAUGGUGAAUCAAGAGAGUUUUAUAAAACAAAGGAUUUCAAAGGCUCAAGAGCAAGUAAAAAAGCAAAGGAAAGACAACAGAGAGAAAGAGAUAACCAUGUUGAUGUUUCAAUGUCUUAAUGUUGGGAAGAUCGUGCAGAACGAUAUGUCGGUGAGCGAUUUGAAUGAUCUUGCUUGGAUGAUUGAUCAGAAUCUGAAGGAGAUAGGUAGAAGGAUGGAACCAGGUGAUAACAAUAUUAAUAUUCAUCAAAAUCAAAGUGGAAAUCAACUUACGACGGUUCAAAGCCAAGUUCAGCUUCAAAUGGCGCCACAGUUACCACCACCGCCGCCGCCACCAACUGCAUUAAAUAAUGAAGAAAUUGCUAUGAUGGGUCAUGGCCAUGUUGGGAUGGCUAUGAAUAAUAAUGACAUCAUUCAAAGGCAGUUGUUUAUGGAGAUGAUGAUGAAUGGUGGUGGAAAUGAAACAAUUCCAUUUGGUUAUGAUGCCAAUCUUCACAAUGGAUUUUGGCAUAAUAGACUAUCUUGA